Dendroctonus ponderosae (mountain pine beetle) is the source of this 2625-nucleotide messenger RNA. Its product is annotated as thioredoxin domain-containing protein 6. Bases 489 to 1724 code for a protein of 411 amino acids. The transcript has 8 exons. The record is from RefSeq and is a predicted model, not a curated record. Lineage: Eukaryota; Metazoa; Arthropoda; Insecta; Coleoptera; Curculionidae.
UUUUGAAUUGAAAUAUCUCCAAGAUACACUUUUAAAUGAUUCGGUUAACAUCGGCAUAGAAAUACUGGAGAGCAACCUAUUUUAUAGGUUAUAAAUUAAAAUUACAUCUCAACAACACCUUAUUUUGCAAGGUUUCAAUAACAUUUUUUUGAAAAAGAAAUAAUGAUGUUAAUUCAGUUACGGCCUGCAAUUAUUACAGAGAAAGUGAAAGACUUACUGGAAGACGCUUUAAAAUUCUCAAACAAUAUCGCAUAUUGUGUGUAUGUGUUCGUAGAAUUGUAGAACUUACCUCUACUCUUUUGCUCUAACUAUGGCCUUAAAUACCAUAUAAAUGGUAAAAUCAUAGCUUCUAUUUAAAUCCUCUUAGCUGCUUCCGGGUUUUUCUGCAGUUUUCUGAUUACACCCAUAGUAAACCGGUGAUUUGUUGUCUUAGCAACGCUGAAAUUAUUUGAUAGAUAUCGCAAAAGUGAAUAUUUAGUGGCAGAAAGAUGGCAAAGAAAGGCCAGGCAGUUCAAUUGCAAAUUGAAGUUGCAAACGACGAAGAAUGGGAUAAGCUGUUACAGAAAGAUGGGCUGAUCAUUGUGGAUGUGUAUUCUGAAUGGUGCGGACCAUGUUUAGGUAUGCAGGCAAACCUGAAAAAAAUUAAAUUAGAAGUCGGUGGUGAUAUGUUACUAUUAGCAGUGGCUAAGUCGGAUGGUAUAACAAGCCUGCAAAGAUUUAGAAAUAAGAGUGAACCAACUUGGAUGUUUGUUUCGAAAGGAAAAAUGAUAAAUUUAAUGUUUGGCGCCGAUGCGCCGAAACUGACAAGGUUAAUAUUGGAUGAAUUGAAAAAGGAACAAAGCGAACAAGCGGGCCAGCCGACAGAUAGAAUGCCUUUGGAAAUAACGGAAAUGGCAGAGGAAGAAAAAGUGCGAUUUGAAGUUGCUGAAAGUAAAGAAAAGGAAAGCCAAGCAAAAGAAGACACUAAGAAGGCCAAGGAGCUUUUAGAGCGACGAACAAAAGAGUGUGCAAAUAUUGUAACAAAUCUACCAAAUUAUGGCGCUGCUUUAAUUUUUCCGUCUGCUAAAGACAAGUACAAAGAAAUUCUCGGUGAGAUUUUAGACGAAGCAGGAUUGGAUAUUUACCAAACAGAAAAGGUUCAAUUUAACGAAGAUAUCAUUAACGAAAUGUGCUACUUUACGGACAUAUCAAAGGAGUUUACCGAGGAAUCACUAGAAGAGCUGUACAACGACGAAUCUUUAAUGCUUUUGUUCAAAGAAAGUGCAAGAACCGAAAUUGAGGACAUUGAUGAUACAAUUCUCAAUAUGAUUUACGGUGCUAUAAGAAAACCUCCUGGAACCAAGGAAAGUAUUGCUCAGAAGCUAAUUACUGAAGAAGAACAAGAGCAGGAAACACAGACUGAAGAAAAAGACAAAGUUAAAAAAGAAUCAGGCAACGUUGGAAUUUGGGUUCCACCAGAUGCAUCAGUUCGAGCCACUGUUCUCAGAAUGUUUUUCCCCAAGGUUUCCGGCGAUUUUACUAUUCCGGAACCCGCCCCUGAACCCGAACAUUUAACCAUUAUAUUUCCAUUGAACAAAAAAGAUGAGGCCCUGCAAGUGAUGCAUCAAUACCCCGACGAAAUAAUGAAACAUGGAUUGUUCACUAGUGAAAAUUACGAAGACACAACGUUGGUAGCAAGAAACUUUAAGCAACUCGAUAAGCUAGUUCCUAGUGAGAGAACAUAGUAAGUUGAUGAAAAGUAUUUAUCUUUUGGUCAGCUUUCGAAGCGUCCAGCUUAACUUAGUUUCCAAUUAGAUUCUAGUAAAGUCUAUUCAUACUGUUCAAAUAACAUUUAAACAAUGGAUACAGUUAUUGCCCAAGUUUACGUUUCAAUGCUGAAUUCCUGAUAAGAUGUUAAAGAUUCCCGUUAAGGUCUCAAAUCAGCCGUGUCUGUCGAGCCAAUUGGGAAUCUUAGACACCCCGCUAAGCGGUACAACUGCUCGAAUUUCAUGACAAGCGUGAAAGCCUUGAUGCAAUUGGUGAUUGUUUUCGUUUCCAAGCAGUUCACUUAACAGAAUGCACUAUAUACCAAAUGUCUACUACAAAGAGCAUUGUUAAAUCAGUAGGGCAACAAUUGACUAUUGAGCAAAAAGCAAAACAUAACUGUGCUCGGCUACUUUUUUCACUGUUGAAAGUUUAAGUCUUUGAAGCGACCACCCAACAGAGCCGAGCACAGAGCGUGGGAAAUAUCCUGUUUCCCUCACCCGGCACUUCUGAUUUCCUCUUUAUCUCGAAAAAGUGACCAGAGAUCAUCAGUUCGUAUUCACACCUCAAGUCGAUCACAGUUUGUAUUCUCACCUGAAGUCGAACAUCAGUUUUGUAUUCGCACUUCAAGUCGGCCACAGAUUGUAUUUUCACUCGAACACAGUUUGUUGUGUCUCCUCAAGUCGAACACAGUUUGUAUUUUCACUCGAACACAGUUUGUUGAGUCUCCUCAAGUCGUAGAUAGUUUGUAAUUUCACCUCAAAUCGUACACAGUUAGUUGUUUCUCCCCAAGUCGUACAAAUCGGGAGUGUUUCGCCUCAAAGCAAUACACAUCGCAGACUCUGGCAGAGAAGUGCCUCAAAACCCAACCCGUAAUUAUUC